CCUCAUUGGCUGAUCCAUCCGUAGCAGUGGAGAGAAAGUCCCUUUGAUUGGACAGCAGGUGGCAGUACAUGCAGAACAGUGUGCAGAAGUCAGAGGCUGCUGAGAGAGAGAGAGAGAGAGAGAGAGAGAGAGAGAGAGAGCGAGAGAGAGAGAGAGAGGACAGGUACCGCCGAGACACUCAGCUCACGAGCCCGGUGCGCACGUCUACAGCUUCGACCACAGAGACGAAGACCCUCACCCUCAUCAUCAUCAACCCUCAUCACCCUCAUCAUCCUCAUCAGGGGAGGGGCCGGGGGGACUUGGAGGAAUCGCAGGCUGCUGUCGCUGCGGCUCCAGAGGGAAAACUUGGGACCUGCUCAGAGUUAGCACACAGCACUGUGGACCCGACGGAUCCGUCUCCACAAGGAUAUUUACAAAGUCAAACCCACGGGACCGCCGACCACAGCGGAGACACCUCUCCCGAGCCCGGUCUGGCUGUGUGUGUCGUAGCCGGAGAGGGAGAGAGGGGGAGAGAGGGGGAGAGAGGAGCAUCUGCCGGUAGCCCGGAUGCGACUGGAUCCUGACCUCUGUGCGGCUGCAUGGCGUCUCCCCGCCGCUACGGGCACCCUGCCAGGGCUAUCGCCGACGUGAUGCAGAGGCUCCAAGAAGAGCAGGAGGCGGUGCAGAAGAGGACCUUCACCAAAUGGAUCAACUCCCACUUGGCCAAGUGCCAGCCUCCCCUGGUGGUCACGGACCUCUUUGAGGACAUCAAGGAUGGGGUGAUACUGCUAGCUCUACUGGAAGUCCUCUCCGGUCAAAGUCUGCCCUGCGAGCAGGGCAAGAAGCUACGCAGGAUCCACUGGGUCGCCAACAUCGGCACCGCGCUCAACUUCCUGGAGGGCAGGAAGUCGGCGUAUAGAGGAUCUCCGAUAAAGCUGGUGAACAUCAACUCCACAGACAUCGUGGACGGGCGGCCCUCUAUCGUCCUGGGGCUUGUCUGGACCAUCAUUCUCUACUUCCAGAUAGAGGAGCUGACCAGCAGUCUCCCGGCCCUGUCCGGUAGCUCCUCCUCCAUGGACAGCUCCAACAGCAGCACCGACACCACCAGCCCGCCCGUCAAGAGGAAGCUCCUCCCCCCAGCGCAGGGCGGGGCCAGGAAGGCGCUGCUCCGAUGGGUGCAGCACACAGCCACCAAGCACCUGGGCAUCGAGGUGAAGGACUUCGGGCCCAGCUGGCGGACGGGGAUGGCGUUCUUCGCGGUGAUCCACGCCCUGCGGCCGAGCCUGGUGGACCUGGACCGCAUACAGAGACGGCCCAACCGGGACAACCUGAGGGAAGCCUUCUCAUUGGCCGAGACCAAGCUGGGCAUUCCACAGCUACUGGACCCUGAAGAUGUGGACGUGGACAAACCGGACGAGAAGUCCAUCAUGACCUAUGUGGCUCAGUUCCUGAAGCACCACCCCGACCGCAUGCAGAGCGAGUCCGACUCGCAGACCGAGGAGGAGAGAGAGCGUCGCAAGGGUCUGCGGGAGAUGAAGAUGUGGCUGGACCAGCUGGACCGGGACGUCACCCAGGCCAGGGACACAGAGACCAACCUCACCCAGCAGUACCAGUCCUUCAAGCGUCUGCGCGUCCAGCUGGAGGUGAGGAGCCGGCAGGUGGAGGCGGCGCUGCAGUCCAGCCAGAAGGACGGCAUGCUGACCGUGGACCAGGCGCUGGUCAAACAGACCUGGGGGCGGGUCUCCAACAGGCUCCUGGACUGGCACCUCCAGCUGGACCGGUCCCUGCCGGCCCCCCUGGGCCAGGUGGGGGUGUGGCUCCACCGGGCGGAGGAGGCCCUGCGGCAGGACAUCCCCCCGGCCCCCCAGGCCCACGAGCAGACAACCGGCACCGUCCACCGAGCCCUAGAGCAACACAAGGAGGUGCUGAGGAGCCUGGAGAUCCACCAACAGUCCUUCCAGAAGAUUCACCAGGACAGGUGUGUUGAAGGGGUGCCUGUGCCCCCAGAGCAGCUCCAAGACCUAGCCGAAAGGAUUAACUUUGUGUCGACGUCGUCCAACGUCCACCUGGCUAAGAUGGAGUUUGUGGAGAACCAGCACCAGAUCCAGGCCUUCCUCAUCCUGGCUGAGUCCAAGCUCAAGUCCUGGAUCAUCAAGUACGGCCACCGGGAGUCCGUGGAGAAGAUGCUCCUCAACUACGUGACGUUUGUGGAGAAGCAGCAUCUCUUCGAGAACUACGAGGCGUUGUUCCAGUCGCUGAAACGUUCCGCUGAACAGUACGUCGCCGUCGACGCCUCAGUGGAGGAGGGGGAGUGCGGUGUGCGGCGGUUCCUGCGGGAGGUGGUGGGCCAGUGGAGGAGUCUGUCCGUGGAGGUGCGGAGCGUGAGGAGCAUGCUGGAGGAGGUGCUCUCCAACUGGGAGCGCUACGGCUCCACGGUGGCCUCUCUCCAGGCCUGGCUGGAGGACGCCGAGGCCGCCCUCAGCCAGCCGGAGAACACCAAGCGGGAGUUCUUCAGGAACCUGCAGCUCAUGAUGGAGCAGCACGCGGCCAUGAACGACGCGGGCAACUUCCUGAUCGAGACGUGUGACGAGAGCGUCUCCCUGGGCCUCAAGCAGCAGCUGCUGCUGCUCAACGGCCGCUGGCGCGACCUCUUCCUCCACGUCAAGCAUUACGCCCACGCCGAGGAGCUGGAGGCCUGGAGGAGGGACCACCUGAAGGCCAUGUCCGCCCUCAGGGAGCUGCUGGACUCAGCCGAGGGCAAGCUCAACGCCCCGGUGCCGCUGGCCUUCAGCCCCGUCAGGAGCUUCCUGCAGGACGUGGAGAACACCAAGCAGAAGAUCGUCUCCAUGGAGACCCAGUUCAAACUGGUCUCUCGCAGCGCUCAGCUCCUGGCUAAGGACGCACCGCCGGACGAGGGCGCCCGGGUGAUGGCUGCCAUGGCAACGGCCAAAGGUCAACUGAGUAAGGUCCGGGAGCGAUGCCCCCCCCUGGUGAGGGAGUGCCACGGUCUGCUGCCCCUGCUGGAGGAGAUGGAGAAGCACACGGCGGCCUUCCACCUGAGCCUGGAGCGGGCUGGCCUCCUCGCCGCCACGGCUCGGGCCCCAGACGGCCUGAGCCAGAACAAACCGGUCUUGCAGGACCUUCUCACCGAGCAGCAGAGCUGUAAGCGCAGCCUGUCGGUCAUCGAGAGGAACUUCCACGCCCUGCAGAGAGCGCUCUCCACCAGUAAGGUGCUCCACAACGUCGACCAGACGCUGCUGAAGAAGAGGACCGCCGAGAUACAGGCCUCUGCACAGGCCCUGGUCCUGGAGGUGGGGGAGUGGCGGCGGCAGGACGGGGCCGGCGGCUGCCUCCGUAGGAGGUUCGAGGAGUCCCGCCUGGAGCUGGAGCGGGUGCUGGGGGCGGCCCAGGACUGUCUGGCGGAACCCGGGGCCCCCGGGGACCCGGAGGAGGUGCUGAGGAGGCACAAUGACUUCUUCAGCCAGCUGGACCAGCGCGUCCUCAGCGUGUUCCUGAAGGCCUGCGAUGAGCUCACCGACAUCCUGCCCGAGGCGGAGCAGCAGGAGCUGCAGGAGACCGUCCGGCGGCUGCACAAACACUGGAAGGACGUCCAGGCGGAGGUGCCCAGCCACCUGGUCCGUCUGAAGGUGGAGGUGGAGCAGCGCAGGGUGGCGCUGGUGCUGCAGGACUGCCGGCUGGAGCUCAGCCGGGAGAUGGAGGCCCUCUCUGGUACCUGUACCAGCGAGCGGGUGGUCAAGGAGCACAGGGCGUACUUCGCUGAGCGCAAGCCGCUGGCGUCCUGCGAGAAGUGGCUCAGGGUCAUGGAGGAGCUCUGCCAGCAGGUGCCCGACAACGACCCCGCCCACCGGUCGCUGGGCGCUGCCGCCGGGGACCUGGCCGCCGUGACGGACGAGAUCGAGAACACCCGCCUCAAACUGCUGCAGCACCCCGACAAGUGGAGGGAGUGGAACGACCGGUUCUGCGAGCUCUCUGAUUGGCUGUCGUCUCAGAGGAGACAGGUCCGGUCGCUAAGGGAGACGGCCGGGGACGGCUCGCCCACGCGGCAAGAGCAGGUGGACGCCGCGCUCCAGGCCCUGCAGGAGGCGGUGGACGAGCGCGAGGAGACCCUGUGCUGGCUGAAGCGCCGCCUGGCCGCGCUCUCCGAGGUCAGCCCCGAGCUGGAGGUCCAGAGAGAGAGGGCCGCCCUGGCCAAGCUCUCCACCGACCUGAGGGCCCUGCUGUCCUCCCUCUGCCAGUGGGACGAGCAGGGGGGCUCCUCCAUGUUCCAGAGUGAGGAGCUGAGGGAGGAGGUGCGCGGGGCUCUGGAGGAGGUGCACAGGGUGCGACGGGAGGCCCAGGAGCACUACGGCAGGGUCCUGGAGGCUGAGACCCUGGGCGAGGCCAGGCAGCUGUACUUAAUUCACCAGCAACACCUUAAGCGCCUGCACGCGGGCAGGAAGGAGGCGGACCUUCUGGUGGCCCACUGCCGCCAGCUGCAGAAGGAGGAGGGGCUAAGCCGGUCCCUGGGCGAGCUGGAGGAGGCCUUCGGAGAGGGGGACCUGAAGUCUGACGCCCAGGGGCACAACCUCCAGACAGCUCUCCGGGCCUGGCAGGAGUUUGAGAGCGAGAGAGAAUCCAUUUGGAAAUUCUUAACCAGCACCAACGCAGGCCUUGCCAAAGAACUUCUCUUCAACAGCCAGCACAGCCUGAAGACUGAACUGGACCUCAGCAAGGAGCUUUUCAGCCGGGGUGAGGAGUGGACCACCAGAGCCAAGUCUCUCCUGGAGACAGCGUCAGGCGUCCAUCUGGGAGCCAAGAACCAGAGGCUGCUGCUGGAGCAGGCCCGCUCCACCAUGGGGGCCCUCGCCCAGCUCCAAGAGCAUCUUAGAAAGAAUAUCAACCAAUUGGAGCUGGUGCAUACUUGGUGGGAACACUCCGGCAGCCAAUCAGAGGCCUUCUUCCUGUGGAUCUCCGAGAAAGAGCGGGAGCUGGAAGACAUCAGCCCCGCCUCUUCUCCUGAUUCUUUGGACAAACAGCUCAGCAGUGUGGAGGCAGUGGAGGCGGCCCUAGAGGAAAAGAGGGCGUGGCUGGUCCAACUGGAGGGGCAGAGUCAGGCCCUGUCCGGGUAUGUGACCCCCGGGGAGGCGGGGCAUAUCCGGGCACGGCUGGGCCAGAUGGGGCGUGGCCUAGAGGAGUUCAGGGGCAGUGUACGGCAGCUGAUUGGACAGCUGCAACAGAGCGCCUCCCACCGACAGCGCUACAGCGAUAACCUGGAACAGGUGACGAAAUCGAUGAGUGACCUCGAAGAGAAGCUGGACCUUCAGAUCACGUUCUGUAGUUCUUCUUCCGAGACGUACCGAGGCCUGCAAGAACACAUGGAGCAGUGCCAGGCCGUGGAGCAGCUGACCCCCAGGCUGACGGCUCUGUGUUCGGCCCUGAAAAGACUCGGCGACGGGGGUCCGCUGGAGGAGGAGGUGGCCCGUCUCCAGGAGCGCCAGCGAGAGGACGUGGAGCGGGCCAAAGAAAAGCAGGCUGCUCUGGAGAACCUCCUCACGCUCUGGCAACGCUUCGAGAAGGAGUCAUCCUCUAUCAGGAGCUGGUUGGACAGGUGUGAGAUGAUCUGCUGUCCGGACAUCCAUCACCUGUCUGCAGACAAAGUGAAGCUGCGGAAUGAACUGCAGAAUAUACAGGAAAUGCAGAGCGAGGCCCCAGCCAAUGAGACGGCCCUGGAGGGUCUGCUGAGCCUGAGGCUGUCGCUGACGCCCACGGUGCCCAAAGAGUGUGUCCGUGACAUCACCGACGACAUCACACGCCUGCAUGAGAGAUGCUCGUCCCUGAAGGACAGCGUGACACACAGACUGGAGCUGCUGGGGACCCACCUGUCCCGGCUGGAGGUCUUUGACAAGCACCUGGUCACACUGGCCCAGUGGAGUGACAACUUUCUGUCUGGCCUCAGAAGCUCCUCCCAGGUGGAUAUGGAGGACCUGGAGGCUGCAGUCAGACAACUGCAGGAGCAGGAGACCGGUCUACUGGAGCCUGCGCCCCUCCAGGAGACCCUCCACGGGGUGGAGUCCUCCCUGCUGCCCUCUUCCACCCCGGAGGCGCGGCAGCAGCUCCAGGGCUGGAGGGAGGAGUGCCUGCAGCCUCUGGGCGAGGCCCAGCGGCUGCUGCGUCUGCGGGGGGCCUGCCUAGCCGAGCUGGGGCACUUCCUCCGGAGGCACGCCGAGGCCCGGCGUGCGGUGCAGGACCUCCGCGAGGCCCUGGAGGGCCGGGGCAGCUGGGACCGCUCCAAGGCGGAGCAGCUGCACGCCGGCGUGGGAGCGGCGGCCCGGGACCUGGCGGCGCUGGAGGCGGAGGCCCUGGGGCUGGACGGCCGGCUGAGCAAGGCUCACCUCCACCUGGUCGGCGCUGAGGCCGAGCCCGCUCUGGGGGCCACCAAGGGACCCGCCUCGCAGGGGAGGCGGACUUCCUGUAGGGGCCAGACGGCGGACCUCCUGACAGGGCUGGAGGGCGUGCAGAGGACCCUGGGUUGGAGGCAGAGCGAGGCGGAGGCCCUGGGCGCGCUCUGGAGCUCCUUCCGGGAGAGGAAGGAGGAGGUGAUGGCCGGGCUAGCGAGGCUGGAGGAGGCGGCGGCAAGGAAAGAGGACGCCCGCGAGAGCACCGUGCAAGCCUUCCAGAACAGGCUCCGCACCUUCGUCCAGAUGGAGGACGAGCUCCAGUGUCUGCAGCACUCCCGGGACUGGCUGGGGGAGAGAGGCAGCCAGCUGGCCCAGAGGGACAGCGAGCUGGCUGGGGACGCCCUCCGGGAGGUGGGCCUGGUGGAGGCGGCGUGGACCAGCGUCACGGCACUGAUCACCCACGGUCAGGAGCAGAGCGGGGCCGUGAUCCAGCUCCUCCGUCAGUUCCACGCACUGAGGUCCAGCCUGGGCGUGGCGCUGGAGAACGCCCAGGCCGUCACCCACAGCCUGCCCGACCACAACCACAGCCGCGAGGAGGUCCGCCGGAUCCUCGUGCGGCACGAGGCGGCUCAGGCGGAGCUCGGGGACAGACAGGAGUCCAUGGACCUCCUCAUCAGCACGGAGGAGGACCUCCAGAGGGAGAUGGAGAAGACCCCCGGGCCCGACACGCAGACAAUCCAGAGAGACAUGGAGACACUGAGGGACCAGUGGUUGGAGGUUUCCGAGCGACUCCAAACCAACGGCGAGCGACUGGGCUACUGCGUGGCCCUCUGGGAUGACCUCAAGGCCACAGAGCAGGACGUCGGCCAAUGGGCUUCCGCCGCCAUCGUCGACCUCACGGACAGCGUGGCCAAUCUCAGCGACGGGCAGAAGGCCGAGGCCCGCCUUGCCACCUUCCAGACGGAGGCGGAGAUCAGGGAGCAGAGGCUCGACGCCCUGCAGGACCGGGUGUUGGAGUUGAAGGAUCGGGCAAGGCUCCAGCAGACGCCCGUACAGAUGCAGGUCCUGGAGUCGGACCUCAGGAAGAAGAUGGCCCACGCCCACGAGGUCUACAACCAGGCCAAGCACGCCCUCACCUACUUCAGCUUCCAGAGGCAGCGGCUGGAGGACCUGGCCUCUCAGAUGACCGCCCGGCUGGAGGCGGUGGAGGGCUCCCUGGCCGGCCUGUCAGAGGAGUCCUCCCCAGACCACAUGGACACCGUGAAGGACCUCCAGGGCGCGGUCCAGCGGCAGCGUGCAGACCUGGACACGGCCCGGGAGUCCCUGACGGCCCUGUCCCGGUCCCACCCGUCCCCGGAGCUGUCCCGGCUCUCGGCCGAGCUCACCGCCAUCGCCAAGGGGACGGAGGCGGCGGCCCUGCGCUGCAACCGGACCUGGGGCGGCCUGCAGGCCGGACUGCAGCUGCACUUCAACGAUCUGGUCCAGGAGUUCCAGUCCUGGCUCGCCGAACUCCAACUGGAGCUGCGAGACUGCUCCAGCCAAUCAGGCGACGGCGCCGCUCUGAAGGCCAAGAUCUAUCGCCUGAAGGUGUCCCUGGAGCAGGCCGGGGAGGGCCAGCGGCGCCUGGGCCAGGUGUGCCAGGAGGCGGAGCGGCUGGUGCAGCACCUGCCCCGGGCGGGGGCCGCCCAGGUACAGGAGCACCUCGCCGCCUGCCAGCGGGCGUGGAGCGACUACGAGCUGGGCUGCUCUCGGAGCGGCAGGGAGCUGGAGCAGAGCAGGGAGCUGCUCCAUAGGUUUGAGGAGCGUGUGGCGGGUAUCAAAGGCUGGCUGGAGCAGCUGGAGGUCAGCCUGAAGAAGGAGCCCGUUCUGGGGCCAGACGGCCAGCAGGGGGCGCUGGACAGUGCGGAGGAGCUGGAGAGGAUGGAGGGCAUUCACAAAGAGCUGCUCCAGAGGAGGGAGUCGGUGGAGGGCCUGGUGCAGGAGGCCCAGUCCCUCUCCGAGGCGGGCCGGGGCUCCGGCUCCGAGGCCCGGGUGGGCUCCCGGCUGCAGGCGGACCACCAGGCCCUGCUGCGGGCCGCCCGGGACCGCCUGCGUGGCUGCCAGGAGAGCCAGGCCUUCGGGGAGACCCUGCAGGGCGUGUGGGCCUGGCUGGAGGAGAUCCAGGAGAGGCUGGGGACGGUGGACAGCACCAUGGGCACCAAGGAGCAGCUGGAGCAGAAGCUGGAGACUGUGCAGGAUAUCCUGCUUCUGAAGGGGGAGGGGGAGGUGAAGCUGAACAUGGCGAUGGGCAAAGGCGAGCUGGCCCUGCGUGGACACGGGGAGGCGGGACAGGAAGUGAUCCGGUCCCAGCUACAGGAAGUGGAGGAUGCGUGGGCCACGCUGCUCGUGAGCGCCAUGAGCUGCCACAGCCGCCUGGAGUGGACCGUGUCCCAGUGGGGGGGGUACCUGGACAGCGCCACCCAGCUGCGGUGCUGGAUGGGCGCCCUGGAGGGGGACGUCAGCGCCCCGCUGCCCCCCCAGCCCGGGCCCAGGGAGAAGGCCUCCCAGCUGGACCGUCUGCGGGCGCUGCGGGCCGACCUGGAGGACCACCAGGGGGCGCUGUCCAGCCUGGAGGAGAAGGCCCGCGAGCUGUACAAGAAGACCGGGGACUGCGGCUUCAGCCACGCCUCCCGCACCCAGCUGCAGGGGCAGUUCGAUGAGCUCACGGCCCUGGUGGAGGGGAGGGUGCGGCGGGCUCAGGCGGUGGUCCUGGAGCACCAGGAAUACCUGGAGGCGGUCCGGGACCUCACCGAUUGGCUGAUGUCGAGUCCUGUGUCAACUCCGAUCUCCGCGCGCGCCGAGCCAGGCAGGAAGGCAGGCUCUCAGCGCUCAAUAGAGCUGGCAGCGCCGCUAAUCCCAGACCGCGCUGUCGUCCUGGCACCGGCGCCUCUCCCAGCCUACCGCUACCCCUACCGCCACCCCUAUUGCUCGCUCCAUAACCUCUACUACCCCUACCGUUGCCUGUACUACCUCUAA
Gadus morhua (Atlantic cod) is the source of this 9392-nucleotide messenger RNA. Its product is annotated as nesprin-1. Bases 579 to 9392 code for a protein of 2937 amino acids. The transcript has 54 exons. The record is from RefSeq and is a predicted model, not a curated record. Gene Ontology annotation, molecular function: protein binding. NCBI's taxonomy places the organism in Eukaryota, Metazoa, Chordata, Actinopteri, Gadiformes, Gadidae.